UAUUAGUGGGCGGAUAUUGUCUGUAAAAAAGAAAAUACAAACAUUGAGGCAGUGUAUGCAUCUUAGUUAAACAUUUCGCUAACUUUGUAAAGUAAAUUAUUUUUACUUAAGUUUUUUUUAUUUGAAAUAGCCUCAGCCCUUGUAACGCUGCGGAAUAAAAGAAUGGGGGAAUAAUAACGCGCCCCCUGGAGUUGAGCGAUGAUUCAGUGUUGACCAAUCAUUGAAGGCUGUUGACGCAAGCGACACAAUCCCGCCAAUUCCGACUGAGGAGCGCGAGACAGACUGGCUUCCGCUGUGUAGACAGAGGGAACAUGUGUCGGAGAUGCGGAUAGACAAUACCUCGUCUGUUUUAUCAGAAAUAAAAUUGAGGUACAUGUUGUUAAACUAAGAGCGUGAUACCUUCGUUUUGAUACAUUAGGAAUUUUAGGUUGUUACGGGACGUGUUUAGCUGUUUUGAGGUAAUUUUGUUCGAGAAUUACGCGACCGAGGGUAGCCCCCGGGUCAGUGUUUGGGAUGUUAGCGGCUGCAAACCCUUCUGUAGAAGAACAUUUUGCUGCAUCUGCACUCAGUAGGAGAGGCAUGGAUUGCAAGCAAAGUAACAAUGCCAACAAGAAACUUGUACAAGCUCGUCUCCCAUUUAAACGUUUAAACCCAGAACUUAAAGACCAAAACCAGUCACCGAAACGCCGCUGUGCACAUGCAGUUCCUGAACCUACAGACAUGGAAAACGAGUCAUCUCCUAACUCCGUACAAAACAGACCACCCUUGGUUAAUGGUCGUGGUCCCCUUGAUGGCUUUUUGAGCCGAAGGUCUCCUGAACCUUCAAAUGAGGACAUGGUCAUAGAUCUGACUGAGGACAGCACUUCAUCUCCCAAAAAGUGCAUUAGUGCUCCCACUCCUGCCUCUUCUUCCUCUGCAACAGAGGGCAAAGUUCAGGGCGCAGAAACGUCCAGUUCUUCUGAGACAUCCAGCAAGCCUGAUGAAACUUGCACAAACACCUCGGACUACAAAACUGUCAAUGUGGAUGAAGAAGAAACUGUGGAAGAACAUGACGUUUCACAGCUUGACACAACCCAGGAUUCUGAUAGUGAAUCAGAGGAGCAUAAUGAGUCUGGAAAUAUCUCCAGUUUGGGAAAUAAGUCCAUGCUGUCGGCAUCAACAGUCAGCUCUACAUCUGAAAGUUCGCCAGAGAGGUCCAAGACUGAUGACCCCGUUCCCACUACACCUACGGAGCCAAAGACUACGCCCACUACAGCAGAUGAAAGAAAGGCUAAAAGGCGAUCGAUAAAGACUCUACAAGUGCAAGAUGAGAGACUGCGUAUGCGCCAGGAGAAGGAGCGCCUGAGAGAAGAGGCUAAAGCUGCAAAAAACAAAAAGAAGGAAGAGGCUCGGAAACUGAAAGAGGAAAAGGAAAAAGAAAAAAGAGAAAAAAAGGAAAAGGAGGAACGAGAAAAACGUGAAAAGAAAGAGAAGGAGGAUAAAGAAAAGGCUGACAGGCUAAAAGCUAAAGAAGAGCAACGAAAAGUCAAACUAGAGGCAAAGCUUGAGGAAAAACGGAAGAAAGAAGAAGAGAAGCGAGUAAAGGAAGAAGAAAAACGGUUAAAGGAGGAAAAAGAUCGUCUUAAAGCUGAGAAAGCAGAAAUUACCCGUUUUUUGCAGAAGCCCAAGAUUCAACAGGCUCCCAAGACACUUGCUGCUGCAUGUGGGAAGUUUGCUCCCUUUGAGAUCAAAGAAAACAUGGCUUUGGCACCGCUCUGUCGCGUUCAGUGUGCGGACUCUGUCUUGGAGGAACUUGACCAAUGCUUAGUGAAUCAAAAUCGUGCCCAAAACGGACUUAGAGAGUGGAUUGGGCGACAGCCACGUCAGUCAGGACCCACCAACCCCAGACAGAAGAGAGAACUGCUGAGUGACUGCGUGGCAGUGGAGGUGCCUAAACCAGAAGGAGUGCCAGACCGUAAACGUUAUGGAGCCAUGAAGCUCUUGCAGUUUCAUGGAAACUACCGUCCAGCGUACUGGGGCACCUGGAGCAAGAAGAGUUCACGCAUCUCGCCGAGAUUCCCCCUGAGACUGGACAAGGAUUUGUUAGACUAUGAGGUGGACAGUGAUGAAGAAUGGGAGGAAGAGGAGCCGGGAGAGUCAUUGUCUCAUAGUGAGGGGGAAGACGAGGAAGAAGCAGGCGAGGAUGAUGAUGAGGACGACGAUGGCUUUUUUGUUCCUCAUGGCUACCUUUCAGAUGAUGAGGGAGCACUGGAUGAGGAGGAGGGUGGCGACCUGGAGAAACAGAAGCUGCGUCAGAAAUUGAAAGCAAGGGAGUGGGAUGAGCUGAUGUCCACCAAAAAGAAGAUGAAGGUGCUGGAGCCAGUGGUGAGGGGCUGCAUGUGGGAGGGAGAAGGAACUACUUCGGAAGUGUUCCAGCCCUACAGCGUCUGUCUGAUUGAGCCUUUACCCAAGAUGGACAAUAGCCUGAGUCCAGAUGAGCUGUCGCGGAAGUGUCAGAAAGAAGCAGAAUUACUCGGUCAGCUGCUGCCUCUGCUGCACGGCAAUAUCAACAGCUCUAAAGUGAUCAUCAAUGAGUUUCAAGAGUUUUGUCGUCGGCAGGCGUCUUCUUCAUCAUCAACCACACCACCGCCACCUGAACUUUCUAGCCCCCAAAGCCCAGUAGAAAAAAUCCCCAGCAGGUUACAGCUGAAACGCCUGAUCAAGAACAAUGCUAUAUAUGAGAAGCGGUCCACCUACAGACGCUGCUGCUGGUAUGUCCACACUGAAGUCCUGUCACGUUUUAGCCAGGACGGUCUUCCUCUGCCCUGUCAGUGGACCUACUUGACUACGGGAGCGAAAGAAGAAGAGCAGGCGGCCACAGGCUCUCAGGGAAACUCUCCUACUACACCUCAGAACUCCUCCACCUCCUCUUCAGCAUCAAACAAGAGAAAGAGCACGGGGAGCAUGUCCAUCACCAAGUUCAUGAAGAGGUGUACUGAUACUGAGCAGACGGAGGCAAUGGAGACUGAUGGUUUUCAAGCUGACACUGAAGAUGACGAUGAAGAGUGUGUAAUUAUCUCUGCAAAAAGUGGUCCAGCCAAGGAGAAUGCCUCCACUAAGGGAGAUGUCCCGAUGGAAGUUCUGCCCUCUGACACGGCUGCUCUUCCUGUUGCCAGCGUAGCUUCUACCAUUGCCACUGCCUGAGGUCAGGAUAAGACCCUCUUCCCAUCCAAGCUACUCCUGUUUUGGUUCAUCUGUCCCUUUUGGUACUGAACAUUGCUGUGUUCUGGAUUGAAUAUAGUCUUCAAGAAAAAAAAUCAAGCACUGCCCUCUGGUGGAGUAAACCCACGGUAGGUGGCCUCUCAGGACUGUUUCCCCUCCUACCUAAUAUAUAUUUUUAUGAAGGCCAGGUGCUGUUCUGUCAGUCAAAUGUAAUUGAGUUUCUGACCUGAAUACAAAGGGCAGCUUCGUCCAAUUUACUGUGCAACCAUUGGGGCCAUUUUUUUUUCUCUCUCAACGGUGGCAUUCAGUCAGGUGUGACAGUCAUGGGCCUCUUAAACAGGUGAGAUGAGGAUCUCUCUAGCACUGCUACAGCACACUGGGUUGAACAGAGGAGAAACGCAGAAUGGAAAAACCUAAUGUUCUUCAGAAGCACCGAAACUGGUAGUAAAGCAUUAUCUACGUUUCACACAACACGACACAGGUUUACUAGGUUCCUAAUGUACUAAUGGGGAAAUGCUGGGCUGAAAGUCCAUUGGUUUUUCCUGUUGAUUUCAGUGGGAGCAUUUACUCUGCAAUAUCCGACUCUGACAAUUCACUGAUAUAGUUGCUAGAUCUGUACUUGUACAGUUAGGUCCAGUGUAACAAUGUUUUAUAAAUAUGUAUUUUCUGUAUUUUCAAGAAUACUUGAACAGGAAAAGUUCAUUAAACCUGAAUAAAAGUACUGCACUUUUAUAAUA
Messenger RNA from Cynoglossus semilaevis (tongue sole), 3938 nucleotides. RefSeq names its product chromatin assembly factor 1, subunit A (p150) (gene chaf1a). Bases 514 to 3183 code for a protein of 889 amino acids. The transcript has 16 exons. Gene Ontology annotation, cellular component: nucleus; CAF-1 complex. NCBI's taxonomy places the organism in Eukaryota, Metazoa, Chordata, Actinopteri, Pleuronectiformes, Cynoglossidae. The record is from RefSeq and is a predicted model, not a curated record. Gene Ontology annotation, biological process: nucleosome assembly.